GAAGGCAGCAGAACAGAGCAGUACUGCCUUGUAACGUCAAGUGUGCAAACUGUCGUGAAAGCACAUCGACGGAGAAAGACGCGAGCAGAACGCUAAUAAGUCAGUCUUAUUAUUUGUUCUCCAGUUUGAAAUGUUUACGUCGUAUAAAAUACAUAUUUGAUUCUUUAUUCAAGGAUGAAAUCGUCUCGAUGCGCUAGAAGCACUGUGCCGCUUCUCGUGCUAUCUUUGCUUGUUAGUUAGCUUAGCUUGUUAGCUGCUAACAAAAGACACGCGGAAGUUAUCAACACAUCGCUAAGUAGAGAUCAAGUGUGAGAGUAAAGUGUUGUGAUUGUGUGAAAAUGUCUACAUUACACAUGUUGAGAGCGUUGGUGGACCAGCGACUAACUGCUGCCGUUGAAGAAAUAUUUGUAGUGUUAGAAAGAACGAUAGCAGAAUACGAGGCGGAACUUUCUAGAACAAAAGAGGAGAACUAUCAACUACUGGACGCUGUUUUCAAGAAACGUCAAGUUGUGUUACACAGAACAGACCUCGAUGAAGAACAUCAUCUCCGGGAGCAGGAGGAGGAACCACAGCCCCUCCACAUUAAAGAGGAAGAAGAGAUACCGCAGCUCCAACACAUUAAAUAUCCACAGUCUCCCCAUAUUAAAGACGAACCAGCAGAACACAGCAUCAGUCAGGAGGGAGAGCAUAUUGAAGGACUGGUGGAGUUCCCAGUGAUUGGUGUCCCUGUGAAGAGUGAAGAUGAUAAGGUCAGAGGUGAAAGUGAGGAGAAGAGAGAGGCGGAGCCUCCAAGCAGCAGCUCAACACAACACAUGACAACAGAAGCUGAUGGAGACCACUGUGGAGGAUCACAAGCUCCACUAUCAGAUAGUGACAACACAACGUCACACUCUCCUGACACUGAUGAUGAAGACUCUAAAGAUGAUAAGACAUGUCACACUGACAACACUCACUUGAAAUGUUCUCACUGUGACAAAACCUUUAAAUACCAUUGGUAUCUGAAAAGACACAUGAGAACACACACUGGAGAAAAACCUUUUUCUUGUUCAACCUGUGGCUUGUCUUUUACAAGGAAGGAAAAUAUGAAAGAGCACACAAGAACACACACAGGAAAAAAACCUUUUUCGUGUUCUGUGUGUAAUUCAAGUUUUUUCCGAGGUCACCAUUUGAAAACCCACAUGAGAUUACACACUGGGGAAAAACCUUUUUCUUGUUCAAUCUGUGGCUUAUCUUUUGCAAGGAAGGGAAAUAUGAAAGAGCACACAAGAACACACACUGGAGAAAAACCUUUUUCGUGUUCUGUGUGUGAUUCAAGGUAUGUACGAAGUCAAGAUUUGAAAAAACACCUGAAAAGACACACUGGGGAAGACGCUUUUAAAUGUUCUGUGUGUAAUUCAAAUUUUGUCCGAGGUGAACAUUUGAAAAUCCACAUGAAACCACACACUAAAGGAAAGCCUUUUUCUUGUUCAAUCUGUGGCUUAUCUUUUAGAAGGAAAGCCGGUUUGAAAGAUCACACAAGAACACACACUGGAGAAAAACCUUUUUCCUGUUCAGUGUGUGAUUCAAGUUUUGCACGAAGUCGAAAUUUGAAAAGACACAUGGGAACACACACUGGAGAAAAAGUGUUGAGUUGCAGUGUGUGUGAUGAAAGAUUCUCUCAUGAGUACCAACUUAACAAACACAAGUGUGCCGGUGAGAACAGCAGCAGUAAAAUAGAAACGUGCACGGCAGACCUCCACCAGGCCAAAUCUCCCAGUAGUAAAGAAUCUUUCAAAAGAAGGCUGAAUCCAAAUGAUGAUCAGGAUCAACACCAAAGUACAAUCACUUGUUCCUUAUCCCAUUUCUGAAAUUUCCUGAAAGUUUCAUUAGCAUCUGACUAUCCUUUUUGUGGUAUGAUUCCAACUAAAUGACAAUCAAUCAAGCCCCAAAUCACUUUUAGUUACUUUCCAAUUACUUCAAUAGCAAACAUAUAAAUAUGUUUAUUAGUUACACAUCCUGGAAAACAACAUCGACACAACAGUUUAUAUGUAUUAUUCAUUCUUACUAAUAUUUUUACUUGUGUACUAACACAUCAAUUUGUACUUCUGCUAAUAUUUAAGUGAUGAUGAUGUUAUGGUUCAGUGUGCCCCUUCACAGGCUUGCUGUCUCCAAAACAAGUCUCCACCAUGGUGGUGCCAGUGGUCCUACUAUACAAUAUAAUUAUGCACACCCUUUGGAAGAUAUACAUUUUUGUUUGUACUAGCAAUGUGAAACCAGUGCUGUAUCCUCUGCAUGUGACCUUGUAGAAUAAAAUAUCUGUUUUUUAUA
Molecule: messenger RNA, 2307 nt
Organism: Entelurus aequoreus (snake pipefish)
Lineage: Eukaryota; Metazoa; Chordata; Actinopteri; Syngnathiformes; Syngnathidae
Product: gastrula zinc finger protein XlCGF57.1-like
Exons: 2
Coding region: 339-1847 (502 amino acids)
Source: RefSeq, a predicted model, not a curated record